Lytechinus pictus (painted urchin) is the source of this 7677-nucleotide messenger RNA. Its product is annotated as low-density lipoprotein receptor-related protein 1-like. Gene Ontology annotation, biological process: G protein-coupled receptor signaling pathway; cell surface receptor signaling pathway. Gene Ontology annotation, cellular component: membrane. Lineage: Eukaryota; Metazoa; Echinodermata; Echinoidea; Temnopleuroida; Toxopneustidae. The transcript is spliced from 46 exons. Bases 261 to 7475 code for a protein of 2404 amino acids. Gene Ontology annotation, molecular function: protein binding; calcium ion binding; G protein-coupled receptor activity. The record is from RefSeq and is a predicted model, not a curated record.
GAUCGAUAGUAUGUCAUUGGUAAUAUAGCGUUGUAGUUUGGUCAUGGAUAUGCGCUUUGGCUGAUGUUACCGACCGUAGCAAACGUUUUAUUAAAUAUGGUUGGAGGGUGCUGAUGACGAUCACGAGUUCCUUGUUGUCGGCAUUGACAAUGCCAUUAUUGCGCCUCUCUGAUACAUUACCUGGAGAUCAAUUACACUGAAUUGAAACUUUUGGUACACCUAUCCUCAGGACAACACCGAAAGUCCUGCAGUUGGGUAAAAUGGAAACCUUAUCGCUACGAUCUGCUCUUUACAUCGUCGUACUCAUUGUCCUGAUCAACUCAAAUGAUGUCGCUAGCACUGAUAAAUUAUUCGUCGCUGACGGGUCUUUGGGUCAGAUCUUUAUAGCGGAGACUGAUGGAGACUCGUUCCUUGCGUCGACUUUUACUCCUCUCAAUCUCACCGUCAAUGAUUCACCGAUAGGCAUCGAUUAUGACUAUCGACUUGAUAUGAUAUACUGGAGUGAUCAAACCAACGGUACCAUACAUCGAUCUACCUCUGACGGGUCGUUUGAUGAAGUGAUAGCGAAUGACACCAGUGUUCCACAUGGCAUCGCUCUUGAUCUGGAAGAGAAUAAAGUGUUUUGGUUGUCUGCCGGUAACGGUUCUCUCUAUCGGUCAGAUAUAACCGGUUCUAAUCUCCAGAUACUACCUCCUGUAUAUUCCAGCCCACGUGGUAUCACUAUCUCCUACAACAGAAGAAAGCUUUACAUUACAACACGUGGCUCUCCAGCUAUUAGAAGCGUAAAUACAGAUGGUACUGAUGAUGCCAUUCUUAUCGAUACGGACAUUGUAUCACCAGGCGGUAUUGCAUUCGAUUUCACAGAGCAACGUUUAUACUGGACUGAUGAUAUCUUGGAUAAAGUCGAGUUUGUUAAUCCAGAUGAUACCAGCGAUCGGACGAUUGUUAUCUCCAUUACUCCAGGAUCGGGGCUUGAUCUGUUCCCAUAUGGCCUUGCUCUUCAUGACAAUGAUAUCUACUUUAGUGACAUCACACAUAGCAUUAUUGUAUACUCUGAUUCUACCACAGGGGCUGUUGAUGUGUUGACUUCUGCAUUUUCUUUGCCGGCUGAAAUUCAUAUUUUUAUGGAUGUAUGUGCAAACCGUUGUCUUAAUAAUGGAAGAUGUGUGAGGUCCUUAACAUCUGUAAAAUGUGAGUGCCCAUUUGGAUUCCUUGGUCAACGUUGUGAAUUCGAUGUAUGCACUGGAAGAUGCGUGAACGGUGGGACAUGUGUCCCUUUUGAGAGAGGCUCUAUUUGCAUCUGUCCCGAUGGCUUCAGUGGAUCCAAGUGUGAUUCUAGAUCGAAGUAUGCACCCCUUAUUUUCAUCUGUGACGAGGAAGCCGGAGUCAUCUUAGAGGGCAGUGCAGACACCUUGGAGUUUAGUCCUUUGCCGAUCCCCAAUGGACACAGACCCGUAGCAGUGGGGUAUAGCCCCGAGGAAGACUUCAUCUUCUGGGUGGAUGCUCGAAAUGGCACACUCAAUCGAGCAUUCCGAAACGGAUCUGAUCACGCCGUACUUGGGAAUACAUUUUCGGAUAUUACCGAUCUUACGAUCGAUUAUAAUUCUCAAAUACUUGGAUACAUCGCGACACAGACCAAUUUAAUACUCCAGCAAGGCUUCGAUGUAGCUUCUACUAGUAAGGUUAUCUACACUGGAGUUAGCGAUCUGACGUCUGUGUGUUAUCAUCCUAACACAGACUUGUAUGCAUUAGACAAUGGACUUGCACCAGCAAUAUUGAGGAUCACACUGGCAGACAAUUUCUCUUCUCUAGAGAGAAUCGAUAAAUCGUCUGCAAUGAAUCUAUCGACCAUGACAUUCGACCGGCAUGGAUCCCGUCUCUUCAUGGUGGAUGUGGUCAAAGGUACACUUGAGACCUGCGACCCGCUCGGUGAAGACCAAGAUGUUCUCCUAACCUACCAGGAUACACAGCCAGUUGAUAUAGAAUGGUACCGAGGUUCGCCAUUCUGGACGGAUACAGGCUCGUACAAGGGUAUCGGAUUCAUGGCGCAGAGAGGAGGCCCAUCCACAGGGGUUACCAACUUACAACAGUUCCAGAGAGGAGCAGGGGUAUAUGCUUACCAUGGCAUUGCCUAUGAAAGACUUGGAGGGGAUGAUUGUCUGGAAGAUGAAUUCCCAUGUAACGAUACGCUCUGCAUACCAAUAUCAUGGAGAUGUGAUGGCCUUGUUGACUGUGAGGGCGAGAUGGAUGAAAUAGACUGCUAUUCUGAACCUGAUUCCAUCGUGUUUGUAAGCGAUCUAGACACCAGUGCAAUUUUCAUGGCAACGACUACAAACCUCAGCUUUACCAAACUACCCCUGACUGAUCUACAAACACCAACAGCCGUUGAUUAUGACCCGGUCGAUAGUAUGAUUUAUUGGGCUGAUAGUCGAGAUGGUUCAAUCAGCUCUGCCUACCUCGAUGGGACGAAUCAACAGAAAAUUGUAACAGAGUUAGGAACACCUGAUGGACUUUUCUUUGAUGUUCAAACCAAGAUGAUAUACUGGACCGAUGUCGGUCUUAGCAACUUGGGGUCGAUGUAUUCCAAUGGUACUGGUAGGAGAGAGCUUCUUACUAACCUCGAUAAACCGAGGGCGAUAAUCAUCGUAUCAAUCAACAGAAUGAUUUACUGGACGGAUUGGGGUGAUAUUCCUAAAAUUGAACUGUGCGACCUCAACGGCGAGAAUCGGCAAGUCGUUAUCGGCAAUGAGCUUGGAUGGCCUAAUGGACUUAGCUAUGAUAGAAUAGAUUCACGCCUCUUCUGGUGUGACGCUCUCCUUGAUAAGAUCGAAUCAUCUGACCUCUAUGGGAAUGACCGGAAACUGCUCCUAGAUAUUUCCCACGGUGUUCUACAUCCAUUUGAUAUCAUCUUCCACCAUGGGGUUGUCAUGUGGACAGAUUGGAACUGUGAUUGCAUUGGUGUCCGUGAGGAGUCACCCCAUGCAUGGCCCAAGACAUAUCUCCUACCAGGGGGACCCUUUACACGGCCAGGGGGCUUCCAUGUCUUUGAAGAUAUCGAUGAAUGUGCAUCUGGUCCCUGUCAGAACAAAGGAAACUGCAUGGAUGGUAUCAACUCUUAUACAUGCAAGUGUACGCAGGGAUACAAUGGACCGACUUGCGAAAUUGAUAUCGAUGAAUGUGUAUCUGGUCCCUGUCUGAACGAAGGAAACUGCAUGGAUGGUAUCAACUCUUAUACAUGCAAUUGUACGCUGGGAUAUAUUGGAUCGACCUGCGAAAUUGAUAUUGAUGAAUGUGCAUCUAGCCCGUGUCUGAACGGAUGGACUUGCUUGGAUGGUAUCAAUUAUUAUACUUGUAACUGUCCUCCUGGCUUUACUGGAUUGUCUUGCGAAAUAGAUAUCGAUGAAUGUGUAUCUGGUCCCUGUCAGAACGGAGGAAACUGCAUGGAUGGCAUCAACUCUUAUACAUGCAUUUGUGCGCAGGGAUAUACUGGAUCGAACUGCGAAAUUAAUAUUGAUGAAUGUGCAUCUAGCCCGUGUCUGAACGGAUGGACUUGCUUGGAUGGUAUGAAUUAUUAUACUUGUAACUGUGCUCCUGGCUUUACUGGAUUGUCUUGCGAAAUAGAUAUCGAUGAAUGUGUAUCUGGUCCCUGUCAGAACGGAGGAAACUGCAUGGAUGGUAUCAACUCUUAUACAUGCAUUUGUGCGCAGGGAUAUACUGGAUCGAACUGCGAAAUUAAUAUUGAUGAAUGUGCAUCUAGCCCGUGUCUGAACGGAUGGACUUGCGUGGAUGGUAUGAAUUAUUAUACAUGUAACUGUCCUCCUGGCUUUACUGGAUUGUCUUGCGAAAUAGAUAUCGAUGAAUGUGCAUCUAUCCCCUGUCAGAACGGAGGAAGCUGCAUGAAUGGUAUCAACUCUUAUACAUGCAUUUGUGCGCAGGGAUAUACUGGAUCGAACUGCGAAAUUAAUAUUGAUGAAUGUGCAUCUAGCCCGUGUCUGAACGGAUGGACUUGCUUGGAUGGUAUGAAUUAUUAUACUUGUAACUGUGCUCCUGGCUUUACUGGAUUGUCUUGCGAAAUAGAUAUCGAUGAAUGUGUAUCUGGUCCCUGUCAGAACGGAGGAAACUGCAUGGAUGGUAUCAACUCUUAUACAUGCAUUUGUGCGCAGGGAUAUACUGGAUCGAACUGCGAAAUUAAUAUUGAUGAAUGUGCAUCUAGCCCGUGUCUGAACGGAUGGACUUGCGUGGAUGGUAUGAAUUAUUAUACAUGUAACUGUCCUCCUGGCUUUACUGGAUUGUCUUGCGAAAUAGAUAUCGAUGAAUGUGCAUCUAUCCCCUGUCAGAACGGAGGAAGCUGCAUGAAUGGUAUCAACUCUUAUACAUGCAAUUGUACGCUGGGAUAUAUUGGAUCGACCUGCGAAAUUGAUAUCAGUGAAUGUGCAUCUGGCCCGUGUCUGAACGGAGGGUCUUGUAUGGAUGAUAUCAACUUUUAUACGUGCCUCUGUCCCAUUGGUUAUACGGGAGUGGAUUGCUCUACUGAAAUUUCGACCACCACGACCAAUACACCAACAACAUUGUCCACUACACCAACCACGGUACUUCCAGAGCUGAUUCGUGUUGUAUCUUCUCCUACCAGUCUUACAGUAAGCGCACUCGAACGCGUUGAGAUGACGUGUGGUUUCGAGAACGCUGUUCGCUUCGAAUGGCAAAAGGAUAAUGUCACGAUCCCUGGAACUGAAAACCAGCCAGUUUACACCAUUCUAUCCAUGACUCCUUCAUAUAUUGGAUACUUCCGCUGUAGGGGAGAAGGAAGAAAUCAUAAUGGGGUGACUGAGAUCUUUACGGACCAAGCCUCCAUCUAUAUCACAGAGUUAUCAAACGUGUUGAUCCAGAACGCCAGGUUUAAUAUCAACGUCACUUCAUCCGGGGAUUUAUCAGACAUUACGUCACAGUAUUACAGUGACGCAUCGGGAAUGAUCGAAAACUAUGUCCAAACUGGCCUGAUGGAGUUUGGUAACUUUGAAGAGAAUUCUUUGUCUGUGGUAUCAUCCAAUCUUCGAGAGGGAAGCAUCAUAGCUAACCUGAAUAUGUACGUCGUAGAAAACGCAACUUCAUCUUUUGAGAUUCAUCAAAAUGUGGAAGACUCUUUCCUAGCCUUGUCUGCCCAAUCUGAUGGAAUACUUGACGCAUCGACUGUCAUGAUUACAAGCACCUCAAUCUGUCCUACCUUCGCGUGGAUGUCAAGGUUUGGUGAAACCGUUUUCGUGGCAGGAGAAGUGAAUUCCAGAUAUAAUUCAACAGGGCCAAAGUGUCCCUUUAAUACGACAAACGCUCAUCAACCCGUUGCCACGGCAUUGUGUUUCGGAGACAAGAUCAGUAAACCAAAAUGGAUUCCAGAUAAUAAUUGCGGUGUAUUCAAGAAUGUAUCUGAGCUGCUUAAGGAAAUUAGCAGUGUGGAGGUAACGGAGGAUAAUGCCGAGGAAAUUGUUGAACAGGUGGCGAUUGUUACAGAAAGCACAGAAGAAUUAACAUCCUCAGAUAUCAGUGAAAUCUCAGGCCUUGUCUUAGAUACAGUGAAUCAGAACAAUAGUGGACGGGAGUUUACUGCUUUUGUGGUGAGCAUUGUGAACAACGUUGGUUCGGCUGACACCACCGAUCUCCAAGAAGCUCAAGAUUCCAGUAACGCCGUCUCGAACAUGUUUGAGGCAUACGAGACUCAACUCAACAAAGUCAACGUUGAAGAAGAUCCAUUUGAUAUCUCGGAGGAAAAUCUCGCAGUUCAGGUUCGGAAUGUACUUCUUGAAGAACUGGAUCAAGGGUUCGGAUUUUUCCUCUCAGGAGAAAGUGCAACAGAUCUUUCUAAUGCUAACAUCACUGCCACGAUGGGAGAGGAUUCAGAGGAACAACGCGUUGGUCUUAUAGCCGAGGUAAGGUUUCCUCCUGAGAUUGCUUCCCUAGUGGACACCAAUGUCAAGGUCAUCUUCAAUGUCUUCGCUAACCCAGUGCUCUUUUCCUCACCAUCGCUUCUUAACUCUAGCAGAGAGAAUCCGGAUGUAAAUACCACCGUCAACACCCCUGUUGUUCUACUCAGCAUUGGUGAUGUGGAAGUAGAAGGACUGGGUCAAUCAAUCAACUUGACCUUUACAGCUUUGGUGCCCGAUUAUGUGAACCAACAGUGUGUUUUCUGGGACCAGGAGAAUUCAUUGUGGUCUCCCGAUGGUUGUCAGGUUGUCCCUUCCAAGUCUGGCACUUCGGUGCUGUCUGGUUCAUCGAGCGGUGCAGGCGUCAACGGUUCUAACACUGAUAUUGAAAGCUCGAUCUUGGAGACAUACACCUGUGCAUGCGACCACCUUACAAACUUUGCGAUCCUAAUGGAUAUCCACGGUGCGACCGGGGUUAAGACUGCGUAUACCUACCUUAGUUUCAUUGGAUGUGCUAUCUCAACGAUCUGCCUUGUCAUCUCCCUAGGGACAUAUCUAUGGAAUAAAAAGCUGCGGAGUCGCCAGACGCACCAGAUCUUCAUCUGCCUGUGCGCCACCUUGCUUGGUCUCUACAUCACAUUCCUCACCAUGCUCGCCCUGGACACAGCAGGGGACACUGUGAGGGUGAACCCUGGAGCGUGUAGCUUUCUAGCCGGUCUCAUCCACUUCUUUGUGCUUUCAUCUAUUGCUUGGAUGGGAGUGGAAGGUUUCAAUACAUACCUGGUUAUCGUCAAGAUCUUCAAUACGUACAUACCAAAGUUCAUGGUCAAAGCCGGCCUUGCAGCCUGGGGUAUUCCUGCGAUCAUCGUAAUCCUGACAGGUGGUAUAGCAAAUACGAAGUAUGCAAGACAGGAAGUAUGCUUCAUUCGUCUGUGGUCUCAAGUCGGUGGUCUUCUGAUACCAGUCGCCGUUGUCCUCGUCGCCAAUGUGGUCAUCUUCAUCCUGGCCAUUCGCCAGCUAUCGAAAUCAUCUCAGAUGGCUGGGAAAAUAAAAAAGGACAGCGAUGCGACUCGUGAGGAGACUAUUGAACGCAUCAAGAACGCAAUCGCCAUCUUGGUUUUGCUAGGGUUAACAUGGAUCACCGGUUAUCUUUUGCUGAUAGAAACAUUCACUCUGGUGGUGCAGGCUUUAUUCAUCCUGUUCAACUCUUUUCAAGGCCUGUUUAUCUUCAUCCUCUACUGCGUGCGGAAGCCACUGAUACGUCAGCAAUGGGGUUUGACCUGUUCUUGUUUCGAGGGAGACGUCAGCUAUGGACGGCGGGUGUCCGCCGCAUCGACUUCGGAGAGUCUCACGGCCAUUUCGAAGUUCUUGACGAGUAGGAGGAAGAGGAAGUACAGCACAGGGGACGAGGUACUGACGGGAGUAUCCAGCGGGACUGAUCCUUUGCCAUCACCGUCGAUCUCCAAUCCUGCUUACAGUGAAGGCGAUGUUGCAUUUGAUGGGUAUAGCGGCAUGGAUUAUGGCAGUUACAAGGAAAGACCUGAUGAAAGUAAUAUUUGAUAUUGCGGAUUGAAAAAGUGAUAGAAAAUCAGCAAAUGUUUGAAAAUCAACCGAAAAAAUAAUUAUACUUCAAGUUAAAUCUCUGUCGAUCCUACUUCUGUAUCGAAAUAUGAAAUAAUUAUUGUUUUGUGUUGAUAUACUCAUCUCAAACAAUAGCGGAAGGACUGGUUUAAAAAUUGCCCCUUUCGAAGCCCCCCCCCCC